AUGCAUGAGGAAUUGCCAGCACGACAUGAAGACACCGAGUGGAUUGACAGUGAGGACAUUGGUCUGGACGUAGAGACACUCCCAGAGCAUAUGAGCAAUGAGGAAAGCAUUGUAAAUGCUCUCUACUCUAACGACUACUCCUUCUCCAUCAACACGGUCAACAUAUUCACACUAUCUACGUGUGCAACAUUUCACCGGUCGGAGGAUUCCCUAUCUCCAGUUCAGUCGCUUGUAUCCGCUGGAUUUCUGGGCAAUGCACCCCACAAUCCCUCAAUUGCAAUAUCCCUGUGGAAUCUUGAACAUUACCGCCUGCUUCGCUUGCGCAAGCCAUCACUCAGUAUUGAAGCCUUCGCAAAGGUAAUAUGCGACUCUUACUUGAUUGCUUACCGCCGCUCAUAUCGCACUGCCUUGGCAGACUCGUUUGAUGUGUACCUCACCAUUCUUCGCAAAUUUACACAUAUGUAUGUGAUGAAUGGUGGCAAUUCAGUCAAGCGUAUGAUGGGCAUUGGUGACCGACAAUGUGGCAACACUCGGGUGUAUAAUGAGAGUGAUUACAUGCUUCCACGUACCUUCAUUGAUCGCUUCACUAAUGAAGUGCUGCAAUCUCGCUCUGCAUAUCGAGUCAAUGAUCGCCCUGAUGAUGACACCAUCUCCGAAGCUGAAGAAGACAUCUCCUGGGCACACGUAAUAGCUGAAGAUUGUAGCAAAAACUGGAAAGCAGCGGCAGACGAUGAUAAGAAAAGGAUGUGGGCAGUCUUCGAUGAGACAGGGAUCUUUGUCACAGCCUGUAGACAUGGAUUCAUCUUAUGGUACACAGAUAUGAUUAAGAGUGGCAAGUUAGCGAAGUAUCCAUUGGCAAUUGUUGCCAAAGUCCUUGAAGUCAUUGGUGAGCGCACACUUGGUGCCUAUGACAUUGGGUGUGGAUUCUCAUCUAUGGUUCAUGCAUCAUCCUUGGGUACUACAUUCACGGAAAUGCAGUCACGCUUGUAUGUUGACUCGUUCCACGGCUACGCACACAAUUAUGUGUGUCAAACUCAACACCACCAUCCUCUCGGCAUUGAAAGUGCAGGACUCGAAGACUUUGGCAUUGCUGAGUGCAUCUUCAGUGCUUCGAAUGCGCUAGCACCUGUCAUUCACUAUGCUAGUGCCUACUGCCAUCAUAUGUUCCUGGAUCUGUUCUUCAAGCAGUGGGAUGAAGACAAGUACACAAACCUUGGCACUAUGCUACUCAACAACUAUAGGCAAGCACUGCAAAUCAUAUCAUCGGAGACUGUAGCAUUGGAGGAGGCAAAGACUUCUCUUGGCAUACAAGACACUGACCUCAUGAAUUGGCGAGCUGAAGAGAUUCAGUACUUUCAGACACUUGGGAAGGAACCCAAGUGGGAUGCACAUGCUGUCAUGUGCCAAGCUUCUGUGAGCUUCAAUCAUUUCGUUUCUGCUGCCCUGGAUGACUAUCAAUUUACGGCUGCUUCAGAGUCCAACUUCUAUUCAGCCAAUCUAUCGCAGACAUCUGAACACUUUACUGUCAUUCAAUGUGAAGUCAUUUCCAUGGAAAUAAAGCUCGGUAUCGCAAAUCACUGGAAUAUAUCAUCACCUGAAUAUCAAGAUACCCUAAAAUACAUGACACUUCACAAGUAUCAUAAGGCCCUCGAUAAUCUGCAGCAUCUUGUUGUGCAACGGUUGUUUGAGUUGCAAAGACUUAACGUCUCGCAAACUGGUAAGAAGUAUAACGAGGCAGCAUCAGACUUGCAACCACCAUGGCCACCACUUGAGUGUUUCCUUGAUGAAUUCAACCUACUUUGUGAAACCCAGCAAGACAUUCACAAGAAACCAUGCACCAAGCCUGCGGUUCAGGAGACUAUCUGCCAAUAUCUCCACAUUCAACGUGCAAAGGAGGAGAUUACCUGUUGUGAUGUUGAAGUGCGUCACUUACACACUGCAGUUGUUGUCGAGAACGAAGCAUUCACCCGCAUACUUGAUGCACUCAAGACAUCCAACUCACCUAUCUUUAUUCAUUGUCUUGAUGCAUUUAGUGGAGACAAGUCUUCUGGUAUUAGGAAGGGGUCUAGCAGUGUUGAAGUUCCCUCCACUGUGACCACAGAUCAGCCACUCAAGAAUGACGAGAGCGAAGAAGGUUUAGAUGAGGGUGACAAAGUGGAGCAGGACAUAGGGACUCUCAUAGAAUUUAUCUCUGACAUGACAUUGCGUCCUUGA
Messenger RNA from Suillus discolor, 2214 nucleotides. RefSeq lists its product as uncharacterized. The coding region runs from base 1 to 2214 and encodes 737 amino acids. Lineage: Eukaryota; Fungi; Basidiomycota; Agaricomycetes; Boletales; Suillaceae. The transcript has 10 exons. The record is from RefSeq and is a predicted model, not a curated record.